AUGAUGAUGACAUCGAUUGGUCGAUCAUCUAGUAUGAUGAAACAAUAUUCAAAGAGAUCAACAAUGACAUCAUUGUUGGCUAUCAACAAUACAACAUAUCCAUCAUCAGUGAUCACACGUUCAAUCUCAACAUCACCAUUAUCAUCACAUAUUACAACAUUGUCGAGCAAUGCCCUGCCCACAACGACAUCUCGUCAAACAUCAAUCAAGUCAUUGCAAUUGUAUAGUCGACUACUUCAAACAACACUACCAGCGAAUCGUCUAUACUUUAGCACUGCUGCCGCGACAACUCAACAAACACAGACACAACCACAGACACAGCCACAGACAGAGACACAACAACAACAACAACAAACAAAACCAGAGAAACCAAAGACUGUUAGCAAGUUCUCAUUCAUGAGAAAGGGAUACUUCAAUCUCGUCAAGUUCCCUAUCUCUGCGUAUGUCACAUUCACUACUGUGGCCGGCUACGUGAUGACUGCGCCAAUAGUCGACCCUGUAACACUAGGACUGCUCUCGUUUGGAACGUUCAUGUCGUCGGCAUCGGCAUGCGCACAUAAUCAAGAGAUGGAGGUCAGAUUCGACGCCAAGAUGCCAAGAACCAAGUCGCGUCCACUUGUUACAGGCGAGAUCAAGUUGGACACUGGCUUCAUCUUUGCUCUGGUGUCUGGCGUGGUUGGCUGUGGCACGUUGGUCUUUGUACACCCUGUUUGCGCAGGACUGGCCAUGUCCAACAUCUUCAUUUACAUCCUUUACACGCACAUGAAGCGCACGACAUCCUUCAACACAUGGGUGGGCGCCAUUGUCGGAGCCAUCCCGCCACUCAUUGGUACGGUGGCCGGUGCACGCGAGUUUGAGGCCAUUGGUGGCCUUCUCGCCACCGUCCUCUUCAUCUGGCAGAUCCCGCACUUUUUGGCGCUGGCCGAGAAGCUCAAGUCACAGUACGCCGCGGCCGGCUACAAGAUGCUACCCGUCACGCACCCUACCUGGAACUACCCAGUAUCUGUGGCACACGCCGUGGCCGGUGUGAUCGCACCCCUGGCCUUCUACUACACGUAUGACCUCAACAUGUCCCUGUUCACCGUGCUCGCCUUCUCGGCGUCAUCGUUCGUCAUGGGACUGGAGGCCGUGCUGGAGCAUCGCUACAAACAAAAGAUUAUCGAAGCUGCCGCCAACGGUGUCACCUUGCCGCCCCAAUCCAGGAAGCGUGGCGUCUUCUUCCUCUCGCUGAUCAUGCUCCCUCUCUCAUUGAUCAUUGGCAUGUUCCUGCGUCUCCCCUAUGAAUACUACUACGAGAAGACCAACGACAAGACUGGCGAGACCAAGGAGGUCAUCAGAUACACAUCAGCGCCCAAA
Molecule: messenger RNA, 1356 nt
Organism: Acytostelium subglobosum LB1
Lineage: Eukaryota; Evosea; Eumycetozoa; Acytosteliales; Acytosteliaceae
Exons: 1
Biological process (GO): heme biosynthetic process
Cellular component (GO): mitochondrion; membrane
Molecular function (GO): protoheme IX farnesyltransferase activity
Source: RefSeq, a predicted model, not a curated record